This is a messenger RNA of Linum trigynum, 2032 nucleotides long. Lineage: Eukaryota; Viridiplantae; Streptophyta; Magnoliopsida; Malpighiales; Linaceae. The record is from the annotation of a GenBank genome assembly.
CGGCGGCGCCCCUGAGCUUUGGACAACGUGGGCUGCUGCUGCAUGCCGAUGAUCAUCACCUAUUUAAACACCCGACUCCAUACAUCUCUUUCCGCCAUAAUCUCAUCAAACAAACUACUAAAUAAUCUCAAAGUAAUUAAUUAGCUAUGGAUCUCGCUUCAGUACUCUUCGCACUGUCGGGAGUCCUGUUCCUUCUCUUCCUCUGCAGGCUGGCGGUCAACCCCAGCAACCGCAAAAACAAACCCCUCCAGAUCCCGGAAAUCCCGGGGAGCUUGCCGUUCAUCGGCCACCUCCACCUCCUCGGCGGCAAGGACAUGCUGGCAAGGAAGCUGGCCGCCUUCGCCGACAAGCACGGCAGCAUGUUCACCAUCCGGCUGGGCUCCUACCCCACCGUUGUGGUCAGCGACUUCGAGUCCAUGAAGGACUGCUUCGUGAAAAACGACCGAGCCCUCGCCGCCCGCCCUCCUUCCACUCAGGGCAGGAUCCUCGGGAACAACUUCGCCGUGUUCGGUUUCGCGUCGUACGGCGAGUACUGGCGCAACGUGAAGAAGCUCAUCAUCACCGAGGUCCUCUCCCUCCCCAGGAUCAAGGCCCUCAGGCACGUCCAGGUCUCCGAGGUAGACGUCCUCCUCAGAGACCUGCACCUCCAGUGUAGCAGGAACAACAGCAGCAGCCAGCUGGUUGAUGAUGACCACCACCACGCUGCUGCUGUGGUGGUCAUCAGCGAUUGGCUGCAGAACUUCGUUCUCAACAUCAUCACCCGGAUGGUGGCGGGGAAGAAGUACUUCGACAACCUGGCCGACAGCGUCGGCCAGGUGGCCCAUGGUGGAGGCCGCCCCGUCGGGGAGCUCAUCAGGGAGUUCAUGGACGUGAACGGAUCGCUCGUGCUGUCGGAUUUGAUACCGAUCCUCGGGUGGAUCGACGUCAAGGGGAUGAAGAAGGCCAUGAGGAGGAUUUCAAAAGAACUGGACGUGAUCGUGGACGGUUGGAUCGAAGAGCACAAGGUGAAGAGGAACAAGUUGGGUGAGAACUUGGUCCCCGAGGAUUUCAUCGACGUCAUGCUCUCAGUUGUGGAUGACAACUUCGAUCCUUCGGCCAAGCAUGACAAGGAAACCAUCGUCAAGUCAACCGCUAUGGCGGUGAUAAUUGCGGCGGCGGACACGACAUCGGUGACGUUGACGUGGAUGCUGUCGAACCUCCUGAACAACCGGCGAGCCAUGGCGGCGCUGAAGCAGGAGAUGGACGAGAAAGUAGGAAAAGACAGAAUCGUCCAGGACUCCGACCUCGAGAACCUCACCUACCUCCACGCCGUGAUACGUGAAACGCUGCGUAUGCACCCGGCGGGGCCCAUCUCGGUGCCGCGCGUGGCGUCGGAGGACAUCACCAUCCGCGGCUACCACGUGCCGAAGGGGACGCGCUUCUUCGCCAACUUCUGGAAGCUUCACCGGAACCCGGAGAUGUUCCCCGAGCCGGACGAGUUCAGGCCGGAGAGGUUCCACGACAAGGAGGUCAAAGUGGACAUCUACGGCCGGGACUUCGAGUACCUGCCGUUCGGCACCGGGCGGCGGUCGUGCCCCGGGAUGAACUUCGGGAUGCAGGUGGUGCAGCUGACGGCGGCGAGGCUGAUCCAGGCGUUUGACUUUGGGACGCCGUUUGACCUGCCGGUGGACAUGACGGAGGCGGACAGCACCACGCUCGCCAAGGAGAAGCCGCUGGAAGUCGUGCUGACUCCGCGCCUCUCUCCGGAGCUUUACCAGCUGCCUGUGAUUGUUUAAUGAACAUUAAAGUUAAUUAUCUUAUCCAGUCGCCGCCGCCGCCGCCAGCCAGCCGGAUAGCCUAUUAAUCAUACUUUAAUUAAUUUAUUCAUAAUGUAAUAACAGAGAUCUUGUGUCCUCUCGAAUGCGUUAAAUAUGGAAUUACGGGGAAUAAAUAUGACUUGUUUGUUUGUUUUUUAAGAUGAUUUAUAAAGAGACUACGACAUUUCGGUUCAUUUGUCUUCAGGAUAUUAUCCUAAUGAACAUUUCGUUUUUAG